Messenger RNA from Exaiptasia diaphana, 3096 nucleotides. Its product is annotated as rhodopsin, GQ-coupled. The coding region runs from base 1064 to 3022 and encodes 652 amino acids. Gene Ontology annotation, cellular component: membrane. Lineage: Eukaryota; Metazoa; Cnidaria; Anthozoa; Actiniaria; Aiptasiidae. Gene Ontology annotation, molecular function: G protein-coupled receptor activity. Gene Ontology annotation, biological process: G protein-coupled receptor signaling pathway. The record is from RefSeq and is a predicted model, not a curated record. The transcript is spliced from 2 exons.
GAAAAAACAAUACCUUGGGACUUAUUAAAAGGGUGUAUAGAGUGCAAAAAAUUCGCAAAUUCGAUUCGACACGAUAUUCAGUAAUAAGAUUCAGUGACCACGAACAAAGCAUUGAGACACGAAGUCUAGACUGUAAAGUGAGUAUAAGAGAAAUUAUCUGUGCUCAUUGUUCUUUGAUUCCUCAGUUCAGUGCUUUUCUUCGUGGUCACUGAACCCUAAUAUGGAAACUCGUAAAUAGGAAAUCACAUUUCCCAUCAUGCUUUGUGCAAAAUAAUUACUUGUCUCUGCCAUUCGACGUAGUUUGCUUUAGGGAAACAUUUAAUUGUUAAACACUUGAGUUUGUCAAAGACCAGACAGGACAUGCGCACUUUUGUCAAUCCAAUAGUGCACUUUAGSAAACGUCACUCUAUGUUGUCAAGGUUAGAGGACCAUCUGCAAUAUGGAAACGGAAGCCAUUAAGCCUGUCAACAACUCGGUAUAGAUUGAAGAUAGUCUAAGAGGUCUUCUAACGUUAAUACUACUGUAUGUUCAGAAAUGACCUUGACUGAUACCUUGUCUACUGCACUGCAGAUAUAUGUAACAACGAGAUCAAAAUCUCUCAYAACCUUUUACUAUACACCUAUUUCAAAAAACGUUCUCGAGGAGAAUGGYGAACGCCGAUUGUCGAAGGGAGAUUACUCUACCGAAAGGGAACUAUGGUUACGCUGUUUUUUGACAAAUACAAUUUCACUUGUUGGAUUCACAUUGCAAAGAAACGCGAAUUAAGUGGAUUCUAUGUUCACCACUAUCUUACAGUAUAAAUCAGUAGUUAUUUCCCUUCAAUUAGCAAAACCCACGGCUCCUUUCGGUCGUGUAAUCACCGCAUUUCAUCCGACAACCGAUAUAGGUAUGGCCAAAUUUAUGCACAGCUCCKCUUUUGGGAAAACCGKGUGAGUUUCGACUUCCGUGUCAGGUGAAAUUGUGGCAUAAAAAGUGAAGACGACGACCGUUGCUGAGAUUGAGUCGAUUGAGUCUUCACAAAGAUUGCCGCCUCCGCGAAGAGUUUUUGAUCGUCAUCUUAAGAAUGAAUACCUCGUUUGAGCUACACAACUCAAGUAGUUACACGAGCAAUAUUUCCUACAAACUGACGGAAAAGGAACUUAUGGCUAUUAGCAUAUACAUAAGUAUUGUUGGUGGACUUGGUAUCGUUGGUAACGUCCUAGUAAUUCUAGCUUUUUACAAGUACAAAUCUCUACGAACUUCAACGAACACAUUUAUACUCCACUUAGCUCUAUGUAACUUUAUUCUAGCGCUAAUGGAUAUAAUUUUUUCGCUUCCUUCAUCUAUUCGACACAAGUGGAUUUUAGGAUUGACCGCGUGUCGCUUUUAUGGAUUAAUAUAUCAUUUCUUUUGCUCUGUUUCGUUGAACACCUUGGCGAUAAUUUCUCUUGAUAGAUACUGGGUUAUCACCAAGCCAUCUAUAGGCAUAAAGAUAACYAUACGACGAGCAGUGUUGUGUAUCGUUGUGUCUUAUGCGUACACCGCGGUGUUCAUGAUACCAGCCUUUCUAGAAUGGGAAUCAUUUCACGAGGAAGCCUUCUACACWGGAUGCUACAUCAACUUCUAUGAUAAAACAAUACGUAGUCUUCUCAACGCUGUCAUUCUAGGAGUUUUUCUGUUUGCAGUUCCGUUUGCCGUGAUGAUUUUUUGCUACGGAUCGAUUUUUACUUCGGUUCGACGUAAAGGACGCUACGCCGUACGCAUGCGCCCUAGAUGUCGAGCCAACAAGUGGAAAUUCACAAUACAAAGAAUCCCACAUUGGAGAACGGCUAGAAUGAUCAUUGUUGUGAUAUUUGUGUUUUUAAUCUGUUGGUCUCCGUACGUGAUAGUGUCAAUGUGUAUGGCUUUUGGAAGCAAUAUCACUGUUCUAACGCUUGAAAUAACACUGUUGUUGGCCAAAUCCGGUGUCAUUUACAAUCCUUUCAUAUACGCCGCUCUAAAUCUACGUUUUCGCACGGCAUUUUUUGAGAUGYUACAAUGCGGUCGUGUGGCGAACAGAACAAAUUGGGGAGUAAAGACCAGAGUCCUUUCAGGAGUUACCGGAGACUCAAGCGGUUACUUAACAUCGCGAGCAAGCGGUUGCCCGACUUCUAAGGGCUUAGGGACCUCUUUAUUACGAACGGUCGAACGAGGCUCGUCCGCUGAGGCCGAAACCUCAAAACAAGUCAAUGGAGAUCAAGAUCAGUACKUGAUUGARCAYGGAAUUGCCUUCAAACGCGAUGAAGAGUCACCGAAUGAAGAAAAAGAAAGAUCAAACUCGGAUGAUCUUCACGGUAUUGAAUAUUCACUAGUGUGUAUUACCCAUAGAUCUUCACCCUGCAAUAGCUUACUUAAGCCAACAUGUCAACAAGUGACAAGAUCAUGCGGAUGUUGUGCAAUAAACCAUGAAACGURUGGCAUAAAGGAUAUUAAAGAAGCCUGGACAGAAAACAAAAAGGUAAAACAAUUACAGAAAGUGAAAGGUAAUGUUAAUAAAGCCCAAGGCGAAGACAGUAAAAACAAACGAGGAAGUUCUCUCAUUGAAAAGAGAACGGGAAGUUUAGCAGAGAUGAGUCUAAACGGCGUGRCUACCAAAGAAAAAGCGAAUCAACAUCGCCGUGCGUCUUUGCACRCAAAGCAAACAUACUCACUGACCUGCGCAGACUCGGAGCCUCGGUGGAAUUGCAAAUGCGAAUGCCACACAAAUGGCCUCUAYACUCGAGCAAAUAUUCCAUCGAUAGUCAAACUUGAAGUGAAAUCAUUCAAGACCAAAAUGUGUGAGAAAGAAAACACAUGCUCUUGUGCUAAAAAUAUCAAACAAGAGGAAACUUGUAUUGCGCGGGAAAAAGCAGUCGUCGGAAAUWCGACGUUUAUACGAAGGACGUCCGAAUGUGUACGAGCACACACCGAACUAAGUAAGAAUAUCGAAUCCUUCUGGAGACGCCCCAGUUUGGUAGUUAUGAACAACAUUAGGCCAACGACGUUCGAAGAGGAAAAUAUGUAAACUUUAAAAUUGUAGAUCACUAGAGAUUUUAGUCGAAAACUAGUCUUAGAAUUAAAGUCAAGCAAAUCAAAUCA